AUGGGCAGGGGCUGUCUCUGCUGUGUGGCGGACGAGGGCAGCUUCACCUGCUUCGUGAGCAUCCGGGAUUUUGGCAGCGCUGCUGUCAGCCUGCAGGUGGCUGCUCCCUACUCGAAGCCCAGCAUGACCCUGGAGCCCAACAAGGACCUGCGGCCCGGGGACACGGUGACCAUCACGUGCUCCAGCUACCGGGGCUACCCUGAGGCCGAGGUGUUCUGGCAGGAUGGGCAGGGUGCGCCCCUGACUGGCAACGUGACCACGUCGCAGAUGGCCAAUGAGCAGGGCUUGUUCGAUGUGCACAGUGUCCUGCGGGUGGUGCUGGGUGCGAACAGCACCUACAGCUGCCUGGUGCGCAACCCCGUGCUGCAGCAGGAUGCACAC
Molecule: messenger RNA, 381 nt
Organism: Cercocebus atys (sooty mangabey)
Lineage: Eukaryota; Metazoa; Chordata; Mammalia; Primates; Cercopithecidae
Product: CD276 antigen-like
Exons: 2
Source: RefSeq, a predicted model, not a curated record